AGAAGACGAAGAAGGAGGAGGAGGGAGGCGUCAGAGUUGUGUUUGAUGUUUGUUAAUUUAAAAAUAAACAUUCAGUGAAGGUUUGCGGAUAUUUUGUUGACGUCUAAAAAGUCAUAGACAUGUCAGACAACGAGGAUAACUUUGUUGAUGGAGACUUUGAUGAUGCAGAGGAAGACGAGGGCUUAGACGAUCUAGAAAAUGUGGAAGACGAAGACCAGGAGAAUGUGCAGAUCCUGCCAGCUGGAGAGGGUCAGCAGGCAAACCAGAAGAGGAUCACAACACCAUACAUGACUAAAUAUGAACGUGCCAGAGUGCUGGGAACACGAGCCCUUCAGAUAGCGAUGUGUGCACCAGUCAUGGUGGAGCUGGAGGGAGAAACAGACCCUUUACAAAUUGCUAUGAAAGAACUAAAGAGCAGAAAGAUCCCCAUCAUCAUCCGCAGGUACCUUCCUGAUGGGAGCUAUGAGGACUGGGGCUGUGAUGAACUUAUAAUAACUGACUAAAGAACAUAUCCAGUACAUGAACAACACAAUAUGAGCCAGUCAAAGAUUACAGUUAUUAACUGUGCAGUUUUUACUUAAAACUUGGUACCUUGAUUUGAUCCCUAAAAUGGAUUAGUGACCACAGUGACGAUAUAAUGCAUAUUGAAAUCCAAAUGGUGUGUUGUGUGUCUUCAUACCAUCUUGGUUCUUUCUUUCUCUCCUCAGCUGCAUGAUGUUUUAGGUGCAUUCUGUUCUUGUUUUUAGAGGUGCAGUACUAUUAUAGCCCACAAGGGGGAAAUAUAACUUAAGUCUCCAACAGUUACUUUUUUAUGCAUGUUGUAAUACCAUUUGUUAUAGGUGAAUAGUGUAUUAUGAAAUUUUUAUUGUGAAUAAAUACUUUUGUAUAAAGUGU
Molecule: messenger RNA, 894 nt
Organism: Thalassophryne amazonica
Lineage: Eukaryota; Metazoa; Chordata; Actinopteri; Batrachoidiformes; Batrachoididae
Gene: polr2f
Product: polymerase (RNA) II (DNA directed) polypeptide F
Exons: 5
Coding region: 120-503 (127 amino acids)
Biological process (GO): DNA-templated transcription
Cellular component (GO): RNA polymerase I complex; RNA polymerase II, core complex; RNA polymerase III complex
Molecular function (GO): DNA binding; DNA-directed RNA polymerase activity
Source: RefSeq, a predicted model, not a curated record